Messenger RNA from Quercus lobata, 603 nucleotides. Its product is annotated as peroxidase 15-like. Gene Ontology annotation, molecular function: peroxidase activity; heme binding. The coding region runs from base 1 to 603 and encodes 200 amino acids. The transcript has 3 exons. Gene Ontology annotation, biological process: response to oxidative stress; hydrogen peroxide catabolic process. The record is from RefSeq and is a predicted model, not a curated record. NCBI's taxonomy places the organism in Eukaryota, Viridiplantae, Streptophyta, Magnoliopsida, Fagales, Fagaceae.
AUGAAUGAUCUUAUAAAUCGUCAAGCUGGAGGCCCAACAUGGGAAGUUCAAUUGGGAAGAAGAGAUAGCAAGGCAGCCAACCAAGCAGGUGCUAAUACUUCCAUUCCAAGUCCUUUUGAAAGCCUUAGCAACGUCACAGCCAAGUUUACUGCUGUGGGACUUGAUUCCACUGAUCUAGUUGCUUUAUCUGGUGCACAUACAUUUGGGCGGGCACAAUGUAGGGUUUUCAGUCAAAGGCUUUACAACUUCAGCAACACCGGAAACCCAGACCCUAGCCUAGACACAACAUACUUGGGAACACUUCGCCAAACAUGUCCGGAAGGUGGGAAUGGCAAUGCCAUAACCAAUCUUGAUCCCUCUACUCCUAAUGGCUUUGAUAAUAACUACUUCACAAACCUUCAAAACAACCAAGGCCUUCUCCAAACUGAUCAGGAGUUGUUCUCAACUACUGGGGCUGACACAGUUGACAUCGUAAACCGUUUUGCUAAUAGUCAGAGUGAAUUCUUUGACAAUUUUGCUAAGUCAAUGAUUAAUAUGGGAAAUAUAAGCCCUUUGACAGGAAAUAAUGGAGAGAUAAGGCUUGAUUGUAAGAGGGUCAACUGA